This is a messenger RNA of Amaranthus tricolor (Joseph's coat), 1362 nucleotides long. RefSeq names its product histone deacetylase HDT1-like. Bases 217 to 1086 code for a protein of 289 amino acids. The record is from RefSeq and is a predicted model, not a curated record. The transcript has 9 exons. NCBI's taxonomy places the organism in Eukaryota, Viridiplantae, Streptophyta, Magnoliopsida, Caryophyllales, Amaranthaceae.
UUUAAUUUAUAAUAUAUAAUUCUAACACAAAACCCUAGCAAAGGGUAUAAUUGGAAAUUAACGUAAAAAAUUAAGAUCAGAGAGCUAGGCGGCAAUCCAACUAUAAAUUGGCAUCAAAACCCCAAUUAAUUGUUCCGCCUCUUUAAAAGCCCUAAUAUUUUUCUCUCUUCUCAGACGGUCCUCCUUAAACCCUUAAACCUUUAAACGUCGUCUUCAAUGGCAAACAUGCAGUUCUGGGGUGUUGACGUGAAGGCCAAAGAGCCUGCAAAGGUUACAGUUGAUGAGGGUCAAAUUAUUCAUCUUUCUCAGGCUACUCUAAGUGAGUUGAAGAAGGAUAAUGAGCCUGUAUUGAUUCAUGUUAAGGUUGGCGACCAGAAGCUAGUGCUGGGAAUGCUUAAUCAGACUACCCCUCAGUUGUCCUUUGAUUUGGUAUUCGAUCAGGACUUUGAAAUUUCUCACAACUGGAAGAAUGGAAGCAUUCACCUCCUGGGAUAUCAAACUGAGAUGGAUGAUGGAGAUGCUGAUAUGUUCCCAGAUUCGUCUGAUGAUGAAGAAGUUCCUGUCUUGCAGAAAGAAAAUGGUAAACCUGCUGAGGCUUCCAAGAAAAAGGCUGUUGCAAAGCCAGCAAAAGAUGACAAGCCAAAGCCAGAGGAGAAAGAUGAUUCUGAUGAAGAUGACAGUGAUGAUGAUGACGACGAAGAUGAUAGCGAUGAUGAAGAUGAAUCUGAUGAGGACAUGAUGGGCAAGAUUGAUGACAGUGAUGAAGACGAUGAUGAGGAUGAUUCUGAUGAGGAAUCAGAGGAUGAGAAACCAGCAAAGGUUGCAUCAGGUAAGAAAAGACCAAAUGCUGAAGCUAAGACACCUGAGGCAAAGAAGGCUAAAAUUGCUACCCCUCAAAAAACAGAUGGAAAGAAGAACGUUCACACAGCAACCCCACAUCCAUCAAAGAAGGGUGGCAAAUCUCCUGGUGGUGACAAGGCAACUCCCAAGUCUGGUGGCCAACUAUCUUGUGGCUCUUGCAAAAAGACCUUUAACUCAGACAUUGCUCUGCAAUCUCACAACAAAGCCAAGCAUGCUGGCAAGUAGAUGUUUAAAGUCUUCUUAUGGGGUUGUGUGAAGGAGGGAACAGCUUAGUCCCAAUUUUUGUUGUCCUUUUUUAUCCUGUCUUACAUUUUUUGCUUUUUUUUUUCUUUCAUUUUGGGGGAGGAAUGGAGUAUGGAGUGAUUUUUGUGGAGGAUGUUAGCUUAUAUUAAGUAGAAAUUAUAUCAAGUAAUCCGUGGUAAAAGCAAAAAAAUAUUUAUGUGGAAAUAUUUGAGGCCUAAUGAAUUUUAUGUUUCGUGAGUCGUGAACAAUUGCCAUCAA